This is a messenger RNA of Aedes aegypti (yellow fever mosquito), 1481 nucleotides long. RefSeq names its product general transcription factor 3C polypeptide 5 (gene l(2)37Cd). Gene Ontology annotation, biological process: transcription initiation at RNA polymerase III promoter. NCBI's taxonomy places the organism in Eukaryota, Metazoa, Arthropoda, Insecta, Diptera, Culicidae. The record is from RefSeq and is a predicted model, not a curated record. Gene Ontology annotation, cellular component: transcription factor TFIIIC complex.
GACCGAUCACGGUCCAUCUCGCCAAUUAUUAUUAUUGAAGAAGAACAGUCAGAUUAUAAAAAAAUAACACCGAACAUCAAUCGACACAAACAUGUCCCGUAUAAAAAUGGAGUGCGAUCCGAUGACCUCGCUUCGUCAUCGACUCGGCAAGGAGCUUGUCUGCAUCGAAUAUCCCGGCGUAGUGCGAAAUCCGGACCGGAUGAUGGCAUCGCUCGGAGGAGCCGCGAACUUAGUACAGCAAUCUGUGCGGAAAAACGUCGUCUAGAGCUGAGAUUCCGUCCGGAAUCGAUCUACUCGAAGCCGGCUUUCGGAGAUCGCCACAACAAAACUGGAUUAGUUCUGAGGAUAAGGACACGUCGUAAGCGUAGCCAGCCGAACGAGGUGGAGAUCCGGUCGUUGGAGAUUGCAGUCGAGUCGGCCUGGUAUUUAGAUUCGAGAGCAUGUGUGACUUCCAGUUGUUGCCGGCCUUUCGGAAUAAAUCGGAAGGAUCUGAAGGCAUUCCGUACUUUUUGCCCCCAAUCACAUUCAGUCGCUUUGACACGGCCCCAGUUGAGCAUCUUCAAGGCGAAGGACAUUCUUGCCGAUAUGAUGGGAGCAACGGAGAAGGAGCGCGCGAAAAGGACUAAGCACGGAAUUUAUGUGUCCUUUAAUUUGCUGGAUCCUCUUCCAACCGAAGCCAAUGCCUUAGCAUUGGAAACUAUCAAGAGCCGGAACGUCCGACAGGAAGUGAUUGCAAUGGUCACGAAGAAAAUUCGAGGAACGUCCAAUCUGGACCAAGACUGCCUCAAAGGAAGCCUCCAGUUGAGGCGAGGACGACAUCCGUUUACUUGCUCCCCAAGCUUGGCCUUCUAUUUCGUAAAUGGACCAUGGCGUGGAACGUGGGUCCGUUUCGGGUACGAUCCGCGAAAAUGGUUCGAAUCUCGCUACUAUAGUUGCUGGAUUUCCGUGUCCCGAGCCGUUGGCGCCAUGCACGACAAGGUCAAAGUUAAACGGACCCAAAAUCCGGUGCGCCCUUGUAUGCGUUUCUCCAAUCCGGCUCGAACAAUCGUGACCCGAGCAAACCGAGCGUCAAUCGGACCGCGGGCCAAGCAAAGCGAUUACGUUUUUACCCCGGACACAUUGCCACAGGUGAGAAUCAUCUUCUACCAGUACUGUGACGUAAAGGUGCCCAGAAUUCAAGCAAAUGCUGAGAAGAUCCCAACGCCGCUGAUGGGAGCGGCUUGCAACGAAAAGACCGGAUGGUUGCCGCCGAGAUUCGACGAACAGUGUCGAGACAUUUUGACGGAGAUUGUCCUGACCAAUUUCAAGGAGAAGAAGGGUGACGAUCGGCCAGCACCAGUGCCAGCGAGUUCGAGACGGGGGAUGAGACUUCGAUGACCUAUGACGAGGAGGAAGACACUGAUAUUGAAAUUGGGGCGGAGAAGUUCAUGAAAAGUACGUUUAAGUAGAAUGGAAGAAAUAAAUUAAUAAUCGUUCGCGAA